Dovyalis caffra is the source of this 2811-nucleotide messenger RNA. The record is from the annotation of a GenBank genome assembly. Lineage: Eukaryota; Viridiplantae; Streptophyta; Magnoliopsida; Malpighiales; Salicaceae.
AUGCUCAUCUCCGCCGGAAUCCAUUACCCUCGCGCAACUCCUGAGAUGUGGCCUGAUUUGAUUGCAAAAAGUAAGGAAGGUGGAGCAGAUGUGGUUCAAACUUAUGUAUUUUGGGGCGGCCACGAGCCAGUUAGAGGACAGUAUUACUUUGAGGGAAGAUAUGAUCUUGUAAAGUUUGUGAAGCUAGUGGGAGAAAGUGGACUCUAUCUUCAUCUUCGGAUAGGUCCUUAUGUUUGCGCUGAGGGCUUCCCAGUGUGGUUGCGUGAUGUUCCUGGCAUAGUAUUUAGAACAGAUAAUACUCCUUUUAAGGAAGAGAUGCAGAAGUUUGUUACAAAGAUAGUGGAUCUGAUGCGAGAGGAAAUGCUAUUUUGUUGGCAAGGCGGGCCAAUCAUCAUGUUGCAGUGGGUGGUACUUGCAUUCUCAGAUGCUGUGGGAAACUCAUGGCAUGAGUGCGAGGACAGAGGGAUUUUGGGAUUUGAGGUUUUGGGGGUGUGGGUGGGUGGGCGGCCAGUGGCAGGCAGCCUCUUAAGGCUAUUAUUUCCAAUUGAAAAUGAAUAUGAAAAUAUCGAGCACUCAUUUGGCCACGGAGGGAAGGAAUACAUGAAAUGGGCUGCGGGAAUGGCUUUAGCACUUGACGCUGGGGUUCCAUGGGUGAUGUGCAAGCAAACUGAUGCUCCAGAAAACAUUAUAGAUGCUUGCAAUGGAUACUAUUGUGAUGGUUUUAAGCCAAAUUCCCCCAAGAAACCAAUAUUUUGGACGGAGGAUUGGGAUGGAUGGUACGCGACUUGGGGUGGAAGAUUGCCUCACAGGCCUGUUGAAGACCUUGCCUUCGCUGUUGCACGCUUUUUUCAACGUGGAGGGAGCUUCCAGAAUUAUUAUAUGUAUUUUGGUGGAACAAACUUCGGCCGGACUUCUGGGGGCCCAUUCUAUAUAACUAGUUAUGAUUAUGAUGCUCCAAUUGAUGAAUAUGGUCUGUUGAGCGAGCCCAAGUGGGGGCAUUUGAAAGAUUUGCAUGCUUCUAUAAAGCUUUGUGAACCUGCUCUUGUUGCUGCAGAUUCAGCUCAGUAUAUAAAACUGGGACCACAACAGGAGGAUUCUCCUGUAUAUCAGAGUUGUCUGGUGGAUGUUAUUCUCAUUUCUGUCUUCAACCCUAAUAUCUACCUCGUCUAUGUUACUAAAUGUGGAAGGUGCAUUGGAAAUCAGGCACAUGUGUACCAUGGAAGAGUUGACAUUGAAGGCAUGAAUUUCUCUCAGUAUGGAAGUCAAAGCAAGUGCUCUGCAUUUCUUGCUAAUAUAGAUGAACGUAAAACUGCUACUGUGAGCUUUCUUGGUCAAUCAUUUACUUUACCGCCAUGGUCAGUGAGUAUAUUACCGGACUGUAGGAAUGCUGUCUUCAACACUGCCAAGGUUGCAGCACAGACUCAUAUCAAGACUGUAGAGUUUGAUUUACCUCUUUUUUCAAAUAGUUCUGUACCUACACAAUUCAUUGUUAAGAAUGAAGGUUCUUCAAAGCCAACAUCCUGGCUGACUGCCAAAGAGCCAAUUAGUCUGUGGGGUGAGGAAAAUUUUACCGUGAAAGGCAUAUUGGAGCAUUUGAACGUGACAAAGGAUGAGUCUGACUACUUGUGGUAUUCCACCAGAAUAUAUGUUUCUGAUGAUGACGUUGCAUUUUGGGAGAAAAAUAAAAUCAUCCCUGCAGUUUCAAUAGAUAGUAUGCGUGAUGUGUUGCGAGUAUUCAUCAAUGGCCAGCUAACAGGCAGUGUGAUUGGUCAUUGGGUCAAGGUGCUCCUGCCAGUUCAGUUUCAGAAAGGAUACAAUGAGUUAGUGUUGUUGUCUCAGACAGUGGGAUUGCAGAACUACGGUGCCUUCUUAGAGAGAGAUGGAGCAGGCUUUAGAGGUCAAAUUAAGCUUACUGGGUUUAAAAAUGGGGAAAUAGACCUCUCAAACUUAUUAUGGACUUACCAGGUUGGCCUUAGGGGUGAGUUCUUUAAGGUAUACACCACAGGCGAUAAUGAAACGUUCGAAUGGGUUGAUUUGACGGUUGAUGCUAUUCCAUCCACAUUUACCUGGUAUAAGACAUUCUUCGAUGCACCAGCUGGGGAUGACCCAGUUGUACUUGAUUUGGGAAGCAUGGGAAAGGGCCAGGCAUGGGUCAACGGUCACCACAUAGGAAGAUACUGGACAGUGGUUGCUCCAAAGGAUGGAUGUAGAACUUGUGAUUAUCGUGGAGCCUACAAUUCUGGAAAGUGUAUGACAAAUUGUGGCAAUCCUACUCAAACCUGGUACCAUGUUCCUCGGGCUUGGUUAGAGGCAUCAAAUAAUUUACUUGUCGUAUUUGAGGAAACCGGAGGGAAUCCAUUUGAGAUUUCGGUUAAGUUAUGGUCAGCAAAAGUGAUCUGCGCUCAAGUGUCGGAGUCCGAUUAUCCACCUCUCAAGAAGUGGUCCUGGGCGGAUUUUACUGGUAGAAAUAUUGCAGGUAGUGAUAUGACGCCAGAAAUGCACUUGCAGUGUCAAGAAGGGCAUAUAGUCUCCUCAAUAGAAUUUGCUAGCUAUGGAACUCCUAAAGAAUUAGGAUUACUGUUCAUAACUAACCCCUCGACAUAUGCCCUAAGAGCACAUGUUAGAUGGACCCUUAGAGGAGACAUUCUUCAUUUUAUAGUUUUAGACUUGCAGGCUUGCCUGGGAAAAAAUAAGUGUGAUAUUGCAAUUUCAAAUGCUAUAUUUGGAGAUCCAUGCCGUGGCGUUGUUAAGACACUGGCUGUUGAGGCAAGAUGCAUCUCAUCAUCAGACAUUGGAUACUCUCAGUACUGA